Molecule: messenger RNA, 5298 nt
Organism: Hyla sarda
Lineage: Eukaryota; Metazoa; Chordata; Amphibia; Anura; Hylidae
Gene: SLC22A23
Product: solute carrier family 22 member 23
Exons: 10
Coding region: 486-2417 (643 amino acids)
Biological process (GO): transmembrane transport
Cellular component (GO): membrane
Molecular function (GO): transmembrane transporter activity
Source: RefSeq, a predicted model, not a curated record
GUGGCCGCCCCGAUACUUCCGGGGGGCGGUAAUAGAGAGGAGAGCUGUCAUGUACUGCGGAGCCUGCUGGCCAGCUCUGACUGAACCGGUCGGAUGAUUGUCGCGUCUCCAGGCAGGAGGAGGGAGCCCAUUGUGCUAUAGACGUGACCGACACUCGGGCUGCCAGUCCCAGCUGCCGAGGACAAGAGACGCCACAUUUUCCGCGGGAUCACGUGCGGUCUCCCUAUUGUGAGGACACUGGCGGCUCCUGGUUGCAGCGCCCUUUUCUUGUAGCAGUGCCCGGCGGGAGGAGGGAGCAGCUGCUGCAGCAUUGGGCACACGUCUACUUGUUGUCAAGCACUGCCCACCCCCUGGCACCAUCCACCUGGGAGCUCCAUGCAGUGAUCACUGAGGCAGCAGGCGACACCGGGACACUCAGUGCCAGCAGCUGGAUGGGUGCAUGCGGCCACUGACAGCCCCGGCUGCCCCGGGAAGGAGGUGGCAUCAUGGCCACAGAACAAGAUCCUGAAUCCGGUUGGAUGAGGGAGCCGGAGGCCGAGGAGAAUGGAUCGGUUCUGCCGGCCUCCAGCGUUACUGUGCCCCCAUCUGACGAGCUCCCCACAGCCCCCGCAUCCCCGGCACAGCCGGGCUCCCGGUACAGCCACCUGCUGGUGGACUAUGACGGCUCCGUGCUGCCCUUUCUGGGCGGGCUGGGCACCUACCAGAGGCGGCUGGUGCUGCUCACCUGGAUACCCGCGCUCUUCCUCGCCUUCAGCCAGUUCUCGGACUUCUUCAUGCUGGACCAACCCGACAAGUGGUGCAAGGCGAACGGCAGCCUGCCCGGGAGAAAGAGCCCCCUGCACCCGGAGAAUGACAGCUCCCCGGCCCCCGAGGUCAUGCUGCUGCUGCCGCCAACCCAGCUGCCCAUCACCCCCUCCCCGGGCACCUUCCCUCACAAUAACGACUCCUGCCUGUGCCACGAGUGGACCUACCAGAUCCACGCCGGGCUCGUCCAGAACGUGGUCAGCAAGUGGGAUCUUGUAUGCGACUCAUCGUGGAAAGUUCAUAUAGCCAAGUUCUCUCUGGUUGUGGGCUUGAUAUUUGGAUAUUUGAUAACAGGAUGUAUUGCUGACUGGAUCGGCCGACGUCUUGUGCUGCUCUUUUCUGUCAUCUUCAAUCUUAUUUUUGGACUUUCUGUGGCGCUUUCAGUUAAUGUGACAAUGUUCAGCACUCUCAGGUUUUUUGAAGGAUUCUGUCUUGCCGGGAUAUUCCUUUGUUUAUAUGCACUGAGAAUAGAACUAUGCCCUCCAGGCCACAGAUUCAUGAUUACAAUGGUGGCCAGUUUUAUUGGAAUGGCCGGACAGUUCCUUCUGCCAGGUUUGGCAGCUCUCUGCAGAGACUGGCAGAUUCUCCAGGCUGUCAUAAUCUGUCCAUUUAUUCUGAUGCUUUCCUACUGGUACAUCUUUCCUGAAUCUUUGAGGUGGUUAAUGGCCACAAUGCAGUUUGAUGCUUCUAAGAAGCAAAUUCUUCAAACUAUUCACAAAAACAGAGUGAACACAGAAAGUGACAUCAAAGGAGUAAUGCCUGAGCUGGAGAGAGAGCUUACAAGGAGAUCUAAAAAAGUUUGCAUUGUGAAAGUUGUGGGAACCAGGAACCUUUGGAAAAAUAUACUGGUCCUUUGUGUUAACUCGUUGACCGGCUAUGGCAUACACCACUGCUUUGCUAAAAGCUUGAUGGACCCUGAAGUCAAUAUGAACAUGAUGCACAACUUCUACGCCAACUACUUUGCCAUGGCAGGCAUUACAUUGGCAUCAUGUCUGGCUAUGUGUCCUGUUGUUGGAUUUUUGGGUAGAAGAGGAGGGUUGUUGUUGUUCAUGAUUUUAACAGCGUUGGCAUCGCUUCUUCAACUAGGUCUUCUGAAUUUGAUUGGAAAAUACACACUGCGCCCUGAGACAGGAAUGAGCGAAACUGUGAAAAAUAAAUUCUCCAUCAUUUUCUCCAUCAUCGGGAUGUUUUCCUCUCAUGCAGUUGGAAGUUUAAGUGUGUUUUUCUGCGCUGAAAUCACCCCCACUGUGAUCAGGUGUGGAGGCUUGGGAUUGGUUUUAGCCAGUGCUGGUUUCGGCAUGUUAACAGCCCCCAUCAUGGAGCUUCACAAUCAGAAGGGGUACUUCCUCCACCAUGUCAUCUUUGCCUGCUGUACUUUGAUUUGUAUCAUUUGCAUUCUUCUAUUGCCUGAAAGUAAAAACCAAAGCCUCCCGGAAAACAUCCCUCACGGAGAGCAUUAUACCCGUCAACCUCUCCUACCUCAUAAGAAAGGAGAGCAACCACUCUUGUUAACAAACUCUGAACUCAAGGACUACUCUGGUCUCCAUGAUUCUGUAGCGAUGGGAGAUGGUGUAUCUGAAAACACCACGGUCAAUGGUAUAAAGUCAACAUAGCUGGAUAACUGCCAUGGAGAAACAUCUUGUGUAUUUAUUGUUUCCCCUUUGCACAGGUCUUUCAGACCAACCAUAGGAUUUUCUAGUAUUGGGGUGUUCUCCCACACAGCUGCUAAGUCUGCUUAGGCCCCUUUAACCUUAUGGAAAACACCAAAAGGAAAUUCAGCCUCUAAUACUCCAGGAUAUCAAGAAGUGAUUUUGUCUUUAUUGGUGAUGAACUAAUCCGAACGUUGGUUUCCACCAACAUAUCUGUUACAUCCUUUCCGGUCAUCUGUAGGAUAAUCUGUAUACAUGGACAAGAACACAAUAUGAAUGACUGUGAUUCCUAUUUAUUUUAUAGAGGAAUUCUGUCUCCACCCCAUUCAUUACAUUUACAGCUGCCUAAGUAACAUUCAAAUAAAGUGAAAAGGCAAGAAAAAUAGUAUCCAAACUUUGGUUCCUGGAUGAGAAGCUUUCUGAUGGUGCAAAGGAGGAACCUGUCAAACCAACAUAGUGGGAGGUUUCUGCUCAUCAUUUGGACACUUAUCCACAUAUGCCUAAGUGAAUAUGAAAGUUAAGACCGAGCUAAUGGACUCCCCAAGUUCAAAUACUUUUUUUUUUUUUUUCUGCUAGAAUACUUGAGCAAUACAGAAGAGUUGGGAAAAGAGAAAUACCACUACCUUGAAAGCCUGUUAGCUGCCACUAUUCUAGAACUUGCAGCUAUUACUGAGUAUACCUUAUGGUUACCCCUCAGGUUUUACGUCUUACAUUGAAGACACUUGGGAAAAGGCUUUUAAAGAUGUCAAGUGAAUAUGUGCCAAAUUCUGCAGAAUACUCUUCCCUCCUGUAUGAACAGAACGUUGGCUAUGGAAGGCAGAGUUAUUUUCCCAUUUAGAUAAUGGGGUUGUCCCACUAUGGACCCUUAUCACCCAUCCACAAGAUUAGUCAUGAAUGUCUGAGCUCUGGGGUCGUGACCACUUGGACCUCCACUGACUACUCGGUACUUGUCUGUUUCCAUCAGCCUCAUAGCCAUGGAGUGAAACAGCACUGCUCCAUUCACACUUUACAUGGCCAAGUAGUGAUCAGUGGUGGUCCCAGUGUUUAGGCAUUUGUCACCUAUCCUGUGGAUAAGUCAUGGUUUCCAUUAAUGCCUCUGUGAUGUAUAGCAAUCCUAAUGAUAGGUCCAACCAUAUGUGCUGGUCAGUAGGAGAUUGUAAAUUCUAUAUCAUUGUAGAAAACAUUAGUUCCAUCAGUAGAAGCAAGUAACACUUUGCUUUACAUGGGUUAUGAUCAACCACAAAGCAGGAACUCCUAAUUCACGAUGGUUGUAGAUUUGGUCAGAGUGUAUAUCCAUACUAAAUGACCCAUGAUGCUUUUCUGAUCUUUUCAGAACUGUGUCUUGUACUCAGUGGAGGAUUUGAUAAACCUCCCUGACUAGUAGUAAGACUUACUAAAACCACGUGAAGCGGAAUCUUUUUAUUGUUGGAUGGGUGUGAAUUUGUAGAAAUCUUUACUAUUCUGUGGAUGGGCAGAUACAGGACAAUACACAUGCAGGGUAUACCUAAUCUCUAGCUUGGUGCAGAGCUUAUUUAUACACUGGUUAACCAACAAGAAAUGAGUCCAUAGGCAGCACCAUUUCCAUCCUGUAUGUUCUAUUAGUGAAGUUCUAACACCUUGCUGAGAGAUUGGCCUUCACAAGGGUAUCAAGCCACACAACCUGCUGAUGAGUGUAUUCAUUGUAACUGUUACAUUAGUGCUUUCUAGUUGAAUACUGUUAACCAUAAUGUGAACUAUGCUGUUGCUGUCGGGGUUUUUAGAUGCAUCAUAUGGAAGAAAGAAAAAAAAAAAAUUGUGACCGAUCUAGUUUUGUGAUCUGGAGGGAGGGAAGUCGGGCUUUGUACAGAUGCAAAAUCAAUGUUAGUAUUUUAAUAAAUGUUGCUAAAUGUUGUGGAGCCAAAAUCACGGGUCACCAAAUUGGAAGAAGUGCCAUUAAAUGAACUGUGAGUGUUGAUCACUUUACUGUCGGGAUGACUUAAAGCGCACUGCAUCCUCUCUGAAACAGAUGGGGAUAUGAUGCACCUUAAAAAAACAAAAAAAACAUAACAGAAAAAAAAACAAAAAAAACUAAUGUGUUCUGAAGUGUACCGUGAGUGUUUUGGAGGAAAUUUAGCCUAUUUUAUUCCAGGUGUUUAACACCAAUCCCUCACAUUUCUGUUCCUUUCUAAGAGUAAUAACUUUUAAUGUCUUCUUUGUACAGUAAUCUUGAAGCAAUCAUCCAUGAAUUGUUGACAUAGUACUGUAGACUUGUCAAACCACUACUGCUAAUCCUGUUGUCUUCGCCAUUAUUUUAAGAGCCAGAGCAAUAGGUUAUACUGGGCACUCAUACCAAGGUAGAUUUUAUUUGUCUCUUUUUAACACUAACAUUACGGCUGGCCAUCAGUUCCAUUAAUAUACGAAAAAAUGUGUCAAGUUGAAAUGCCCUGCUAGAAUGAAGCUGUGGCUGAUAGGGUAAAAAUGUUUGAAAUUAUACAAAAGGAAUCAUGACGGAUCAUUUGUUCAGUAUGACCUGUAAAAUACAGAUUAGAGUUACAUGAAAUUAAUUUCUACACGAUCAGCAUUUUUCUUGCCAUAGGCAUUUAUGAAAAUUGUCUUUUUUAUGUUUUCUGUAUGAGACAAGGACAAUAAUGUUUUGGUCUAGGUUUACUUUUAGCACAUACAUGUUUUAGUACUUUCCUGUUUUUGUUUGAUCUUCAGGAGUAGUUUGGUGGUACACAUCCAUAGCACAAGCUUUCCAAUUGAGUACUGAAAUGUCUUAAAAAUUAAAUGUGUGCAUGUCACCUGGUUGUAUCUGCGCAAAAACUAUUUGUACUGUAUGUGAACAGGAAUAAAAACCUAAACAAAA